UCAAGCUGAAGAAUAGAAGUAGGAAAGCAACUAGUCAUCUGUUCAGGUUGCUGACACCUGUAAACCUUUUAUUUACCCCCUCGCCGUCCCUGAUAUGACUCUUUUCAAGAGUGAACAUUGCAGCCCACAGUACAUGAGCAUGACCGGAGAGCUGAAAUCAAGCCGCCCGAAGGCAGGAGGUGUCAAGAGGCCGAGCAGUGCUGUGUAUGGAUCAGAAUACGAGCUGGACUACGACUGCUACCAGGAGGACCUGUAUGACAGGGUGUUUGAUUACCAGCGCGUCCCGUCUGCAGUGCCUGCGCUGCCCCACAGUUCCAGCCUGGCCAAGAAAGUACGCUCGUCUUCUUCCAAGCAGAGACGCAGCCGAGACCGCUCAUCCUCCAAGAGCUCCUCCAGACCCCACUCUUCCAGCAGAGCCAAGUUGAAAAUGGAGGAGCUGCAGACCAUAAAGCGAGAGUUGACAAUGAUAAAGGUUCAGAUUGAUGGCCUGCUGGACAGUCUGGACAGGAUGGACAGACAAAGGCAGGAGCACACAGGUUCUCCAUUUUCUCAUGAUGGAAGCGUAGGAGGUUCUCCAUACCAUCCAUCAACCAGCAGUCGAGAGGGAUCUCCCAGAACCCCCAGCCCACGCCGAUGCGCCCGGAGAGACACUCCUGAGCUGGGAGAGGCUAGCGAUGAUGAGCCGCACAUGAUGAAUCAUCACAACUCUGACAUGGAGGAUGAAAUGUAAAGAGGCAAAGAGCUCA
This is a messenger RNA of Neoarius graeffei (lesser salmon catfish), 746 nucleotides long. RefSeq names its product RNA-binding Raly-like protein. The transcript has 7 exons. The record is from RefSeq and is a predicted model, not a curated record. Lineage: Eukaryota; Metazoa; Chordata; Actinopteri; Siluriformes; Ariidae. Gene Ontology annotation, molecular function: RNA binding. The coding region runs from base 95 to 730 and encodes 211 amino acids. Gene Ontology annotation, cellular component: nucleus.